Molecule: messenger RNA, 3817 nt
Organism: Trichechus manatus latirostris (Florida manatee)
Lineage: Eukaryota; Metazoa; Chordata; Mammalia; Sirenia; Trichechidae
Gene: ABCD2
Product: ATP binding cassette subfamily D member 2
Exons: 10
Coding region: 427-2652 (741 amino acids)
Biological process (GO): peroxisome organization; fatty acid beta-oxidation; long-chain fatty acid import into peroxisome
Cellular component (GO): peroxisomal membrane
Molecular function (GO): long-chain fatty acid transmembrane transporter activity; ATP binding; ABC-type transporter activity
Source: RefSeq, a predicted model, not a curated record
AGCUAGGGCAGGUUUUGUUCGCCACCAGCUGCCCUGAAUCGACCUCUCCAAAAAUAGCCAUUUAACUCUCUGAACUCCUGUUUAAGGAUGUAACUCAUUUUUCUCCUUCCUCAUUUUCAAGGUUCAAAGGGAAGCCGCGAGGAUUCCAAGGUCCCACCGCCCUCACAGCCAAUGAAGAGCCUGGGAGGGAGGAGCUUGGGGCGGCUUGGUGCAGUUCGAGCUUCUGAGGGAAUCAUCCCCAGUAAAUGCACUGGAGCCUGAGUCCUGCUGCAUCUGCCACAGCAGAACAAAAUAAAAACCAGAAGAGGAGAGACUCUGCAGACUAUGGAACACUGUCGGACUUUCUGAAACAUUUGCUGAGAAUUCCCGAGGAGCAUGAUCUUUUAAAACCAGUUCUUUUUGAAGCCGGUUUGCAUAACUGGGAAAAUGACACAUAUACUAAAUGCAGCAGCUGAUCGAGUGAAAUGGACCACCAGAUCGACUGCUGCUAAGAGGGCUGCCUGCCUGGUGGCUGCGGCAUAUGCUCUGAAAACUCUCUAUCCCAUCAUUGGCAAGCGUUUAAAGCAACCGGGCUAUGGGAAGAAAAAAAAAGAAGCUUAUCUAGCUGCAGAGAACAGACAAACACUGCAUUGCACAGAGACCACUUGUAAAACUCCUUCGCCUGGAGUGAAUGCAGAUUUUUUUAAACAACUACUAGAACUUAGGAAAAUUCUCUUUCCAAAACUUGUGACCACUGAGACGGGGUGGCUCUGCCUGCACUCAGUGGCUCUUAUCUCAAGAACCUUUCUGUCUAUAUAUGUGGCUGGUCUGGAUGGAAAAAUCGUGAAAAGCAUUGUGGAAAAGAAGCCUUGGACUUUCAUCAUCAAACUGAUCAAGUGGCUUAUGAUUGCCAUCCCUGCCACUUUCGUCAACAGUGCAAUAAGAUACCUGGAGUGCAAACUGGCUUUGGCCUUCAGAACUCGCCUAGUAGACCAUGCCUAUGAAACCUAUUUUACGAAUCAGACUUAUUAUAAGGUUAUCAAUAUGGAUGGGAGACUGGCAAACCCUGACCAGUCUCUUACAGAGGAUAUUAUGAUGUUUGCCCAAUCUGUGGCUCACUUGUAUUCCAAUCUGACCAAACCCAUUUUAGAUGUAAUCCUGACCUCCUACACACUCAUCCAGACUGCUACAUCGAGAGGAGCAAGCCCAAUUGGGCCCACCCUGUUAGCAGGGCUUGUGGUAUAUGCUACUGCUAAAGUGUUGAAAGCCUGCUCUCCCAAAUUUGGUAAAUUGGUGGCUGAAGAAGCUCAUAGGAAAGGCUAUUUGCGGUAUGUGCACUCCAGAAUUAUAGCCAAUGUGGAAGAAAUUGCCUUUUACAGAGGACAUAAGGUAGAAAUGAAACAACUCCAGAAAAGUUACAAAGCUUUAGCAGAUCAGAUGAACCUCAUUUUAUCCAAACGUUUGUGGUACAUCAUGAUAGAGCAGUUUUUGAUGAAGUAUGUUUGGAGCAGCAGUGGACUAAUUAUGGUGGCUGUACCUAUUAUCACUGCAACUGGCUUUGCAGAUGGUGAGGAUGGCCAGAAACAGGCUAUGGUUAGUGAACGGACAGAAGCCUUUACCACUGCUCGAAAUUUAUUGGCCUCUGGAGCUGAUGCUAUUGAAAGAAUUAUGUCUUCAUACAAAGAGAUCACUGAAUUAGCAGGCUAUACUGCUCGAGUGUACAAUAUGUUUUCGGUCUUUGAUGAAGUGAAAAGAGGCAUUUAUAAGAGAACCGUUGUCAUUCAAGAGCCAAAAAACCACAAUAAGAAUGGAGCUAACAUAGAAGUACCCCUCAGUGACACCUUGCCAAUCAAAGGAAAAGUUAUUGAUGUGGAUCAUGGAAUUGUUUGUGAAAAUGUUCCUAUAAUUACACCAACGGGAGAAGUGGUGGCUUCCAAGCUAAACUUCAAAGUACAAGAAGGAAUGCAUCUUUUAAUAACUGGUCCCAAUGGUUGUGGGAAAAGUUCUCUUUUUAGAAUUUUAAGUGGACUGUGGCCUGUGUAUGAAGGAGUCCUCUAUAAACCAUCUCCUCAACAUAUGUUCUAUAUUCCACAAAGGCCAUACAUGUCGCUUGGAAGUCUUCGGGAUCAAGUCAUUUAUCCAGAUACAGUGGAUGAAAUGCAUGAUAAAGGCUAUACAGACCAAGAUCUAGAAUGUAUUCUGCACAAUGUCCAUCUCUAUCACAUAGUUCAAAGAGAAGGAGGAUGGGAUGCUGUUAUGGACUGGAAAGAUGUCCUGUCAGGAGGGGAAAAGCAAAGAAUGGGCAUGGCUCGCAUGUUUUAUCAUAGACCAAAAUAUGCAUUGCUAGAUGAAUGUACCAGUGCUGUCAGCAUUGAUGUUGAGGGAAAGAUAUUUCAGGCUGCGAAAGGAGCUGGAAUUUCCUUACUGUCUAUAACACACAGGCCUUCUCUUUGGAAAUAUCACACUCAUUUAUUACAGUUUGAUGGUGAAGGAGGUUGGCGCUUUGAGCAAUUGGAUACUGCUACCCGUUUAACACUGAGUGAAGAAAAACAAAAGCUAGAAUCCCAGCUAGCUGGAGUUCCCAAAAUGCAGCAGAGACUCAAUGAACUAUGUAAAAUUUUGGGAGAAUACUCAGUGCUGAAGACAAUAAAAAUUGAAGAUGAGAUAUCCUAAUUUGUUUUGACAUAUUUUACAAGUUAAUUUUUAGGUAAAGGCUUUAAGAAACUCAGAAACACCCUGUUACAGUGCAUGCAUUGUGUUAAACUAAGCACAGAGGAAAAAAGCAGCAAGAAAUGUUUUAUAAAAUUUUAGCUUCAAGGAAGUAUAUGAUCUGAAUUUUCAGAAGAAAAUAAACAAAUGCAUUAUGUAAAGAUUAGUGAUUAUGGCUUAUACUAAUUCCUACUGGAAGCCUGUUUCACCUGCGUAACUGGAUUUUCUAAGUAAUUCGCGAUUAAUACCGUAUUUGCCAUGUGUAUGUGAUGUCUGAAUUUCUUAAUAAACAUGGGGUAUAUCUUGGGAAUGAAAAAAUUUAAGGCAGCAUUUGGGUUGAUACCAGGUGUAUAAAAUUAAAAGUUUGAGUAACAUUUUAGUACAUUCCUGGUUGAUACUAGGUUUUAUAGCUAGAAUUCAUGUUCAUCAUUGCUAGUGGCCAGGUAAACUUCUACACAAAAUAGCUAGCAGUUUGAUACAUAAUUUCAAUAUGAAAAAAAAUAUAAUGGCAGUGGUUGAAAGAAAGAAGCAUGGCUAUACAUGUAUAAAAUGCCAUAUUAUUUAAUUUUAGACUUUGAGCAUCUUAAUGCAGAUAUAGCAUAUUUUAAUGAGAAUCUUACAUAUUUUUAAACAAAUUUUAAAAAGAAAAUUGUCAGUAAAGAAAAGGACUAUCCAAACAAUGUUUUACCCAGCCUGUUAUUUUACUUGGUAGCAGUAUGUAUUACAACUUCUAUCCAGAAAUACUCAGCUUGUUUUUGUGCCCAAAGGAAGAGUCCACCACUUUUUUAUAUUGCAGUGCUGUAAUAGAAAAUAGGGAUUUUCAAAAUCACAGUAGUAGUAACAUACAUUGGAAUAGUACUUUAUAAUUUGCAAUCCUUAUUUACAUCAUCUCAUUUUAAUCCUCAUGACAGUCUUUUGGGCAGGUAUUAUUGUUCCUAGUUUGCUUUUGAGAAAAUUAACACUCAAAUUUGUCCCAAUCGUACAACUUAAUUAGGAGCAGAGGCAGAGAUUAAAUGUAGGUCUCCUGACUCCCUGGUUCAGCACUGUUUCCACUAUUACCCUAUAAAGCUAACUGUGCUUUCAUAUCAGUAAGUUAGGUAAGAUGUUGAAAAACAAAUUAGGUAUUGUU